UCUUCUGACAAUGCCUUCACAGAAAUGCUUGUGGUUUCUUUAUUUCACUUCCUAUUUGUGGGCAAAUGUGUUCCUCUCCCUCCUUCAAGAUUGCUUCGCAUGUAAAGCUGAAGAACGGCUCUUUCAGAAACUCUUCUCCCGUUACAACCACUACAUCAGACCUGUGGAAAACGUGUCCGAUCCCGUUACAGUGUAUUUUGAAGUGGCGAUUACGCAGCUUGCAAAUGUGGAUGAAGUCAAUCAGAUUAUGGAAACCAAUCUCUGGCUGCGACAUAUUUGGAAUGACUAUAAACUGCGAUGGAAUCCAUUGGAAUAUGAUGGGAUUGAGUUUAUCCGGGUGCCAGCAGAUAAAAUUUGGAAACCUGAUAUUGUGCUAUAUAAUAAUGCUGUUGGAGACUUCCAGGUUGAAGGGCGGACCAAAGCUCUUCUCAAGUAUGAUGGCACCAUCACAUGGACACCCCCUGCCAUCUUUAAAAGCUCCUGCCCGAUGGAUAUUACCUUCUUCCCCUUCGAUCACCAGAACUGCUCCCUAAAAUUCGGAUCAUGGACUUAUGACAAAGCUAAAAUUGACCUUCUCAUUAUUGGUUCCAAAGUGGACAUGAACGACCUUUGGGAGAACAACGAAUGGGAAAUAGUCGAUGCUUCUGGCUACAAGCAUGACAUCAAGUACAACUGCUGUGAGGAGAUCUAUACUGAUAUAACCUACUCCUUUUAUAUCCGAAGGCUGCCCAUGUUCUACACCAUUAAUCUGAUUAUCCCCUGCCUGUUCAUUUCAUUCCUGACUGUCUUGGUUUUUUACCUCCCAUCUGACUGUGGAGAGAAAGUCACCCUGUGCAUCUCUGUCCUACUUUCUUUGACUGUGUUCCUGUUGGUCAUCACAGAGACAAUCCCUUCAACCUCUCUCGUAAUCCCCCUGGUUGGAGAAUACCUGCUGUUCACCAUGAUCUUUGUGACCCUCUCUAUCGUCGUCACUGUGUUUGUGCUGAACAUCCACUACAGGACUCCGCGGACACACAAUAUGCCCAAAUGGGUCAAGACCGUUUUCCUCCGUCUCCUGCCCAAGGUUCUGAUGAUGAAGAGGCCCAUGCAUAAACAUGUUGAAACCCAGACUAAAACAACAACCCCAAAAGAGGACGCCGCAAAAUCCAGCACGAAAAAGGCCGGUGACUCCAGUGAGGUGAAAGUCCCCAAUGAGCACAAGUGUUGCCACUGUGACAAGCCCAGUGAACCAGCCGCGGGUAAGAAGAGGAGGUCCAGUCACCAGACUGCCAAAUGGGUGGCUGAGCAAAUAGAAUGCUCCCCUGAUGUCAAAGAGGUCAUUAACAGCGUCCAGUUCAUUGCAGAAAACAUGAGGAGUCAGAAUGAGACCAAAGAGGUGGAAGACGACUGGAAAUAUGUCGCCAUGGUGAUUGACAGAGUGUUCUUGUGGGUGUUCAUAAUUCUCUGUGUAUUUGGGACGGCAGGAUUAUUCCUACAGCCAUUGAUUGCAGACACAUAACACACUGACCACCCAAGUUUUGCUUUUAUUUGUUUACUUCAAGCUCCUCACAUAUUUUCCAUGUUACAUUCAAGACACUCGGCUGCUUCAUGGUAUAGAAUGUCAGCUUUUCACCUCGGGCCAA
Molecule: messenger RNA, 1622 nt
Organism: Elgaria multicarinata webbii
Lineage: Eukaryota; Metazoa; Chordata; Lepidosauria; Squamata; Anguidae
Gene: CHRNA6
Product: cholinergic receptor nicotinic alpha 6 subunit
Exons: 6
Coding region: 11-1498 (495 amino acids)
Biological process (GO): chemical synaptic transmission; regulation of membrane potential; signal transduction
Cellular component (GO): postsynaptic membrane; plasma membrane; synapse
Molecular function (GO): transmembrane signaling receptor activity; acetylcholine-gated monoatomic cation-selective channel activity
Source: RefSeq, a predicted model, not a curated record